Molecule: messenger RNA, 2706 nt
Organism: Cyclospora cayetanensis
Lineage: Eukaryota; Apicomplexa; Conoidasida; Eucoccidiorida; Eimeriidae
Product: proline-rich receptor-like protein kinase PERK13
Exons: 2
Coding region: 1-2706 (901 amino acids)
Biological process (GO): protein phosphorylation
Molecular function (GO): ATP binding; protein kinase activity
Source: RefSeq, a predicted model, not a curated record
AUGGCCGGAGCCUUUGUGCACGAAAGGCCUCAGGGGUUGGUAGCAGGCAACGGCCUCGGGAGGGGUGUUGCUGUAGUCCCUUCACCUUGCAAAUACUUUCCCACCUCAGGCAGUGGGAUGAGAGGGGUUUCUCCUGUAGGCGUUUCCUCAGGGGGCCUUCCAGGCCCCCGUUUUAGCUCGAUGGAGGAGAACCUCCAGAGACAGGGCAAAGGAGUGUCUCCGGUGUAUAGCAGACUGCAGAUAUAUUGUCCUGAGAAGGAUGGCGGGCUGCAUCGUGGAGCCAAGAGAGGCCCCUUUGCCGGCGCUGUUCUCCAGCCAAAUUCGAGACGGCCGAGAGGACAGUCUCCUACGGAGUUGCCCUCAAAGUACGAGCUGGCAGCUGUAGCUGCACUGUGCAAGACACCAGCUGUGCCCUCCCCAUCUCGCAGCAGGGGGCCUCCACAGCCCUGUCCUUUCCCCGCGGCAUGUUCAUUCGUCCCAGGCAACCAACAUCCUUGCGGGAAGCCGCUGGCAACUGCGGGGAUGCCUCAAAAGAUUUGCAGCUCGCCUGUCCCCUUCGUGCGCCGGCCAGAGAGGGGCGUCAAGUGGGGAGGCCAGGAGCCGAUGCUUCGAAAGAGCAGAUCGCCCUACGGGGCCCAAUGGACGCCACUUGCAAUCGAGCAAGCGCCGAAGGAAACUCCUGUGCUUCCAGAGGGGGCACCGUGGAUGCAGCAAAAGCGUUUCGCUGCACAGUCCUUUGUUGAGAGCGGACCCCUUGGAGGGAAAUUCCUGCUAGGAGGUUCUCCCAGAGGUCUUUGCUCCGAUUCGUGCAUGUGCGCAGGGUGUCCCUGUAGCCCUGAAGGCUUGCAUCAGGCGCCUCAGGCAUUCAAGGGGGCUGAGGGGUGCACGAUGUACGGGAAGCCAUGCAUUAGGAACCAAGAUGCUGCUCCAUGGACAUCAGGCUGGAGCUCAGCGGCUAACGGUCGCCCCUUUGCGACUGUGCGUCCCGUACAGCAGCAGUCGCUGACGGCAUACACGCCUCCGUGCAAUGUAGGCGAGGGGGGGCUUAACGGGACGGAACCUUCUCCACAGGUAGAGGCAGUCUCGAGUUUGUCACCAUUGCCCAAAGGGCUUCGCCUCGAGGCCCCGGCAGCCGCAGCGUGGGGGCUGGAGCAGCCUGGUGCUCUGCCUGCAACUCGAGGCAAGGAGGAGAGUGGGCCAGUGAUCAAGGGAGAUACGCCCGCCGACGUGGUGACAGUAUAUGGGACAGAUCGAUUUUGGGAAUUGCUGGAGUGUCUCAUGGAGCUUCAGCAAGGGCCUUCUUCUUUGCUGAGCAGCAGUGUGACUUUUGAUUCAACUUUGCUGGCAGGGGGAGGUUUGUUGUAUUCGUUAAUUGAGGAGGGUAGUUUCGGCCGUGUGUUUGUGGGGUCUCACAAUGAGUCCAAGGUUGCCAUUAAGGUGCCAGUUGAGGCAAUGCUGAAGAGCGAUGCUGUGGGGGUCCUGGAAAGGAUUCUAAAUGAGUGGAAAAUCCUUCUGAUGUGUAGACAUCCAAACAUUGUCCAGCUCGUAGGAGGCAUAGUGCACGGCCCGUUUGACGUAUGGCUGGUAACCAGGUUGGCGGACGGCAGCGACCUGCACUCCCGCAAGUACUCACGCGACCCAUCGAUCCAGCGGCGGAUAACACCAGCUCAGGGUCUCUUCAUGUGCCGCCAGCUAGCUGCAGGGGUGGCUUACCUGCACACUCCAAUCCCAGGAGUUAAACCGGUGGUCGUACAUAGGGACAUCAAGCCGGAAAACGUGCUGGUGGCUGACGACUGGAGGAUUCAACUGUGCGAUUUUGGAGAUGCAGAGGCCUCGGAGGACGGGCAAGUGUCUCGCAUCUCCGGCGCCACUUGGUUCUACGCCCCUGCCGAGCUGCUGCGCAGCUGCCCAGUAGAGUGUAUGGGGGUCGAGGAGGGGCCCGGCGGGGGCUCACGGGCCUUGCCGUCGUUCAAUGAGAAGUGGGACAUUUGGUCCAUGGGAUGUGUUUUCCAUGAGAUGUUUGGAUUUUUCAACCCCAUGCAUGUACACAUAUCAAGCCGUGAUAGUCCUGGGGUCAUUUAUAAAAAGCUCAAAAAGAAGGCGCUAGCGAAUGCUCUAGUUCCUGCCAUUGCGGAUGAGAUCCAGGGCAUUGCGAGGCAUAUUAUUCUUAGCUGCCUCCACCCGGAUCCAGCGGCCAGACCAUCAGCAGCGGAAGUGCUGCAAAUGUGGAGCGCUAGGGACGAGGACAUCCUGAAAGACAUGCACAUCAACCCCAAUAACAACUCUUCCAAUAACAGUGCCUCGAAUUCACUGGGAAACGGCUACUGCAGUGCAGCUGAUCAAAUGCGAUUCCCAGCUGUGUCGGUGCCGCAACAACACCUGAGUUCCAAUACCGCUCAGCCGUACACGAUGUCAGGCUCUCGCUGUAAAGCUAAUGGCAGCAGCACAGAAUGGGGGCCUCGGCAUGGGGGGGGCCAUGCAGCUAGAGAACAGAACACCCGAGUAUACAUGGGAGACCGACGCACCCCAGCUAAGCUCUCAGCUCCAAAAUUUCGUUUCUCAAACAGUUCCCCAGCCCCAGAACUUCGGCCCAAAAACCGUGUAGAGUUAAAGGUGCACGGGUCGUGGAAAAUCAACGGCUUUCGGGGGAGUCAAGCUAUGUGCGUAUGGGCUCACCACUUUGCAGCAAUGUCCAAACACAAUUAG